AUGGGGAAAAGACAACGAGGAGGCAAGGGCGGAAGGGGCGGCAGGGGGGGCGGCAGGGGCGGCAGGGGUGGCAAGAGACAGAAGAGAGAAGGUUUCGAUGACAGAAACUCUUGGCCUGAGCUGGAGAAGCAGAACAAGAGCAUGGAGGACUACUACAAGGUGCAGAACAUUGUGCCGGAGUCCGAAUGGGAAGACUUCCUCAAGGCAUGCCGCGACACGCUGCCGACAACUUUCCGCAUCUCCCCCGUCUGCACCUUUGCCGACGAGAUCAGAGAGCAGCUCAAGUCUCGCUUCACCGACCUGCACGUCGAGGACGUGGAGAUGGACGAAGACGACGAGAGGCUGCAGCCUCCAAAGCUGAUCCCCUGGUACCCGCAGGAGCUGGCAUGGCAAAUGUCCAUCAGCAAGAAGGCCAUCAAGCGCACGGCUGUGCUGGAGCGCUUCCACAAGUACCUCAUCGCUGAGACCGAGACCGGGAACCUGACGAGGCAGGAGGCUGUGAGCAUGAUCCCUCCUCUGCUCAUGGAUGUGAAGCCCCACCACCGUGUGCUCGACAUGUGUGCGGCUCCUGGGUCCAAGACCUCCCAGCUCCUCGAGUUCGUGCAUGCUCAGUGCGGGGCGAAUGGAGUGCCCAAGGGGAUCGUGAUAGCCAACGAUGCGGAUCUUGACAGGUGCUCCAUGUUGAUCCACCAGAUGAAGCGCAUCAACAGCCCGUCGCUCCUCGUCAUGAACCAUGAGGCGCAGAAGAUCCCGAUGCUGUGGGCCAAGUCGGAGGACGGGAAAAAAGUCCCGCUGAGGUACGACAGAGUCCUCGCCGACGUGCCCUGCACAGGAGAUGGGACGAUGAGGAAGAACGUGGACGUGUGGAGGAAGUGGACUCCCGCACAGGCUAUGGGGCUGCACAAGACCCAGCUGCAGAUCUGCACGCGUGCGGUGGAGCUCUGCGAGGCAGGAGGGAUCGUGGUGUACUCGACCUGCUCCAUGAAUCCGAUCGAGAACGAGGCGGUGGUCUCUGCUGUCCUGAAGCGCUUCAAGAACUGUCUGGAGCUGGAGGAUGUGUCCCACGAGCUCCCGGAGCUGAAGAGGCGUCCUGGACUUCUUACCUGGAAGGUGAAGGAUCGCAAGGAAGAGAACAAAUGGUCUUCAACUCCCUUCUACUUCUCGUAUAACCUGGAGGACGUUCCUCCCAACCUCAAGUCGGUCUUCCCCGAGUCCAUGUUCCCUCCUGCGGACGCAGCAGACCUGCACCUGGAGAGGUGCAUGCGCGUUCUCCCGCACGACCAGAACACAGGAGCUUUCUUCAUCUGCAAGCUGAGGAAAACCGCUGACCACAUGGCGCCGAGCAAGCAGAAGGAGGUGGAGAGCGUGUCAGUGUCGGAGGAUACAAGUGAGAGGGAGGUCGACUGCGAGGCUUUGCUCUGA
Molecule: messenger RNA, 1422 nt
Organism: Guillardia theta CCMP2712
Lineage: Eukaryota; Cryptophyceae; Pyrenomonadales; Geminigeraceae
Exons: 4
Coding region: 1-1422 (473 amino acids)
Biological process (GO): tRNA methylation
Cellular component (GO): nucleus; cytoplasm
Molecular function (GO): tRNA binding; tRNA (cytidine-N5)-methyltransferase activity
Source: RefSeq, a predicted model, not a curated record